AACAUAUUACGAACAAAAUAGACAUCUUAAAUUACAGAAUUCCUUCAACGGCACACACUAUCUACCUUUGUCUUGAUCAUUUUUGGUUGAAGAUGAUCAGUAUAUAUAGAAAACUAUCCAACUAUCCCUAAAUGUAAAUCAAAUUACAAUCUUUACCCACAAAUGGAAUUCUCCAAGCUUUUCAUCACUCUAAUUUUCGUUCUGCAAACCCUAGUUUUAGUCUCAUCUGCUCCCGGAAACUCCAACCUGUUUCGAGAAUACAUAGGAGCAGAAUUCAAAAAUGUCAAGUUUUCUGAUCUUCCCAUAGACAAAAAUGUAGAAUUCCAUUUCAUUCUCUCUUUUGCCAUCGAUUACACCACUUCAUCUACAGCUUCUCCCACCAAUGGAAAAUUCAACAUCUUCUGGGACACAGAUAAUCUCUCCCCUUCCCAAGUUGCAGCCAUUAAGUCCAAGAAUUCUAAUGUAAAAGUUGCAUUGAGUUUAGGAGGAGACAGCGUCGGAGGUGGAUCUGCAUAUUUCAAGCCUUCAUCUGUCAAUUCAUGGCUUUCCAAUGCUGUUUCUUCUCUUACAGAUAUAAUCCAGGAAUAUAAUCUAGACGGCAUUGACAUCGACUAUGAGCACUUUCAAACAGACCCCGACACCUUUGCUCAAUGCAUCGGACAGCUCAUAUCCAGCCUCAAGAAAAACGGUGUCAUAUCUUUCGCAUCCAUUGCUCCAUACGAUGACGAUCAAGUUCAAAGCCAUUACAUGGCUCUCUGGAAAAGCUAUGGACAUUUAAUAGAUUAUGUGAAUUUCCAGUUCUAUGCAUAUGAUGAGGGAACUACUGUAUCACAAUUCCUGAAUUAUUUUGAAACACAGAGAUCAAAUUACAAAGGAGGGAAAAUUUUGCCAAGUUUCUUAAGUGCUGGGAGUGGUGGAUUAUCUCCAGAAAAUGGAUUUUUUACUGCAUGCAGUAAGCUGAAAAGUGAGGGAAAUCUUCAUGGGAUAUUUGUUUGGUGUGCCGAUGAUUCUAAGGCAUUGGGUUUCAAAUAUGAGAAGCAGUCACAAUCUCUACUUGGAAUUUCACACUAAUAUUUAAUUACUUGUUCCAAUUAUAUCUAAUGUAAUAUAUAUAUAUUUUAAUGUAAGUGCAUCAGUGUAUUCUAAUGCAAGAUAUAUAUAUAUAAUGAAUAAUCUAGCUCUCCGACUUUUCCUCCA
Olea europaea var. sylvestris is the source of this 1197-nucleotide messenger RNA. RefSeq names its product chitinase 2-like. NCBI's taxonomy places the organism in Eukaryota, Viridiplantae, Streptophyta, Magnoliopsida, Lamiales, Oleaceae. The record is from RefSeq and is a predicted model, not a curated record. Gene Ontology annotation, biological process: carbohydrate metabolic process. The transcript is spliced from 2 exons. Gene Ontology annotation, molecular function: hydrolase activity, hydrolyzing O-glycosyl compounds. Bases 163 to 1071 code for a protein of 302 amino acids.